Fusarium mangiferae is the source of this 465-nucleotide messenger RNA. RefSeq lists its product as uncharacterized. The record is from RefSeq and is a predicted model, not a curated record. Gene Ontology annotation, cellular component: plasma membrane. Lineage: Eukaryota; Fungi; Ascomycota; Sordariomycetes; Hypocreales; Nectriaceae. The transcript has 3 exons. Gene Ontology annotation, molecular function: voltage-gated proton channel activity. The coding region runs from base 1 to 465 and encodes 154 amino acids. Gene Ontology annotation, biological process: proton transmembrane transport.
AUGAUCGCUGACUUCAUUCUUAAUCUGUUCAAAUGUGAGCAAGGCAAGAAGGGCUCAGACUGGGACUUGGCGCUGGAGAUUCUCGGGUCUGUAAGCCUGGUGUUCUCAUGCCUAUUCGUCGUCGAACUCAUUGCUUCUGUUUGGGCAUUCGGCCGGAAAUACUUCAACUCUUGGUUUCAUUGCUUCGACGCCUUCAUCGUCAUUGCAGGGUUUAUUACAGAUGUCGCACUUCGCGGUAUCAUCGAGGAGGUCGCUUCUCUGAUUGUCGUCAUGCGGCUUUGGCGAGUUGUCAAGAUUAUAGAAGAACUUGGUGUUGGAGCUCAAGAGCAAACGGAAGAGCUGAAUGUGAAGCUGGAGAAAUUUGAGAGUGAAAAUGAAGAUCUGAGAAGUGAGAUCUCACGGCUGAAAGGAGCGAUGAAGAAGGCGGGUCUGGACCAGCAGGAUAUUGGAGGUAUUGUGAACUGA